ACGCACACCACGCGUCUCUCUUCUGGAAAAUGGCUGCUGUGUACAUGAUGCGAACCUGAAUGGACAGAAAACAGCCCAAAACAUCUCAAUAUCCCCCUUCUUCCCUCCUCUGCGUCCCACUCGUGCGUUUGCGCGUAAACGAAGCCGAUUUUAACCCAGUGUGAAGAACUAGGAUGAUAAUAUGACCCAGAAAAAGAAGAAGCGAGUGAAUCGCAGUUUGUUAUUGGCGAAGAAAAUCAUCAUCAAGGACGGAGGAGCGCCUCAAGGCUUCGGUUCCCCCAGCGUUUAUCAUGCCGUCAUCGUCAUCUUUCUGGAGUUCUUCGCUUGGGGUUUGCUGACUGCACCUACUUUAGGAGCUCUUCAUGAAACGUUCCCGAAACACACGUUUCUCAUGAACGGCUUGGUUCAGGGGGUCAAGGGUCUGCUGUCGUUUUUAAGCGCUCCUCUGAUUGGUGCUCUGUCGGACGUUUGGGGAAGGAAGUCGUUUCUUUUACUCACCGUCUUCUUCACAUGUGCACCAAUUCCUUUACUGAAGAUCAGCCCGUGGUGGUACUUUGCCGUGAUCUCUGUAUCUGGAGUGUUUGCCGUUACCUUCUCCGUUGUAUUCGCUUAUGUGGCCGACAUCACCCAGGAGCAUGAGCGCAGUAUGGCGUACGGCAUGGUCUCGGCCACGUUUGCGGCGAGUCUGGUGAUCAGCCCGGCCAUCGGCGCGUAUCUGAGUCAGGUGUACGGAGACAGUCUGGUCGUAGUUCUAGCUUCUGCCAUCGCUAUGCUGGACAUCUGCUUUAUCCUGGUGGCCGUGCCCGAAUCGCUGCCGGAAAAGAUGAGGCCGGCGUCCUGGGGCGCCCCAAUCUCAUGGGAACAAGCAGAUCCCUUCGCUUCUUUGAGGAAAGUGGGUCAGGACUCGACGGUUCUGCUCAUCUGUAUAACAGUGUUCCUUUCCGUUCUGCCUGAGGCCGGACAAUACUCCAGCUUCUUCCUCUAUCUGCAACAGAUAAUGGGAUUUUCACCUGAAAGUGUCGCUGCUUUCAUCGCUGUCCUAGGAUUGCUGUCUAUUGUUGCACAAACCGUAGUAUUAAGUUUUCUAAUGCGUUCCAUCGGGAACAAGAACACAAUUUUGCUGGGACUGGGAUUUCAGAUUCUGCAGCUCGCCUGGUACGGGUUUGGAUCGGAGCCUUGGAUGAUGUGGGCAGCUGGAGCUGUUGCAGCCAUGUCUAGCAUCACGUUCCCUGCUGUUAGCACCCUGAUUUCCCGCACAGCCGAUCCGGAUCAACAAGGUGUGGGUCAGGGUAUGGUUACGGGAAUCCGUGGGCUGUGUAACGGUUUGGGUCCGGCUCUCUAUGGUUUCAUCUUCUACAUCUUUCAUGUCGAGUUGGACCAAGUUCCAGAGAAAGAACCGGAUGUAACGCAUCACCAAGAUCACCACCAACAGAGUUCAAUUAUCCCAGGACCGCCGUUCCUCUUCGGUGCAUGUUCUGUGCUGCUUGCGCUCCUGGUGGCACUUUUCAUUCCUGAACACCCCCAUAUGGGCGCUCGUGCGGGCAGCUGGAAGAAGCACACGUCACCCCACGGCCACUCGCACAGUCCCCACCCACCUGGAGAGGCCAAAGAGCCUCUCCUACAGGACACUAACGUGUGAUCGGGAGUAUCGAUGGGGCUGAAUUGGCCACGCCCCCUAUUCCCCAUUGAGGAACGAACUGCGCAUGGAGGCUGUUGUCAUUUAUUGAAACGUAAAGCUAUAUCGGAGACACGGUGAGUCUUGGACCUAGAGCUCUACCUUUCUGCAGAGUUUCGUUUAAAUACACCUGAGCUUGAUAAUUAACGUUUAUGGAAAUUACAGACAGGAAGGAAAGUCUCCUGGAUUAAGACAUGCUGAAUCACCAAUAGAGCACCACUUUUUAAAGAAAUGUAUAUAGAAGAACAUAUAUUUAAUGAUGGAUCUGUCCAAAGGCACUAUAGCAAUGGCUUGUAUUUAUUCCUUUUAUUAUUUUUUGUUGUUGUUGCCAAUUUUCUUUCCUUUUUUGUUGCUCAGUUUUGACUGUGUAGAUCUUCAUUACCAUAGUUCACUCAGGGACAUUAUCCUGGUCAGCAAUGUUUCAGAACACAGUGUGUUCCCCUUAUCAGAAGGGCAGAGCAAUGACAUGUAAAUAACAAAAUCCAUUCAUGAAAUGCAAGCAGAUUGAAUUUGUGGAAAUCACUCGUGAAACUUUUCGUAAAGAAUUUGUUGAACAAACUUGUCUAACUCGUUCGUAAAACCAUUUGAGUUGAAAAAUGGUGUAAAUCAUUCCCUAAUACUUCUUGCAAGAAUUUGUGGAGAACAAAUUUAUGCAAGUCAUUCGUUCGUAAGAAUAUCAGCUAAAAGCUUUUGUGUGAAGUGUUCGUAAAAUUGCUUUUCAAAUAUUUAGAGUGGAAAGAAUGGAAGUAAAUCAUUCACUAAACUGUUUACUAGAUUAAGUAAAACAGAUUUGAGUAACUCAUUCGUAAAAACCAUUCAUAAGAAUUUGAGUCAAAAAAUGGUGUAAAUCUUUCCCUAAAACUACUUUCAAGAGUUUUCCUAGAACAAAGUUAUGCAAGUAAUUCGCAAAACUCUGUAAUUGUGUUUGGUUUAAUCGUUCAUAAAAAUACUUGAGGUUUUGAGUGGAAUGAAUUUGCACAACUCAUUCGUAAAACCAUUCAUAAUAAUUUGAGAUUUA
Messenger RNA from Carassius carassius (crucian carp), 2693 nucleotides. RefSeq names its product hippocampus abundant transcript 1 protein-like. NCBI's taxonomy places the organism in Eukaryota, Metazoa, Chordata, Actinopteri, Cypriniformes, Cyprinidae. The transcript has 12 exons. The coding region runs from base 182 to 1639 and encodes 485 amino acids. Gene Ontology annotation, cellular component: membrane. Gene Ontology annotation, biological process: transmembrane transport. Gene Ontology annotation, molecular function: transmembrane transporter activity. The record is from RefSeq and is a predicted model, not a curated record.